AUGCAAAAGGGCUUGGACUUGGCUCGAAAAGAAGGAGUCUUGACAGCGAAGAAGCAACAUUUCAUGGCUGGAACCUACAACGUGAAUCAUGACAGGAGAACUACUCACUUGCCAAGCCAAGCCGCUGCUCAUGGACUGCGGAGGACACUCUCCGACGUCAUCCAUCACGGCCAGGUACAAGGAUUCAACCAUCCGAAGAGACCUCAACGCAACUCAUGGAGUCGCGACAAGAUUUUGCAUAAUAUCGGCCCCAAAAACUGCAACCAAGUCAUCGACAUCGCCAUUGAGGGCCUCAUGGUGGCGCCCAAGAGUGCGCCUCUCUUGAAGAGGCUGUUCGAUCGGAGAGGCAAGAUCUUGCGUUUCUAUCUCGCCCUCCCCGCUUCUCUCCAGUAUUCGCGUCUGUAUACUCUCAAAGAGGGCUUUAGUGAAAGAAUCCGACGUGUCUCAGUCUCAAUUAACAGUGUUGUCCUACAGAUUACGCCAGGAAACACAGUUGCUCAGUUCAAGGACCAAGAGGCCGAAAUAUCACCAAAGGGUAGCCAGCGGCAGUACCGUCAGCUAGGCAAGCUCAUGUUCCUAGACUUGCACGCAAGCAACACCGUCAUGAGAGAACCUAGAGCAUCUUUAGCUGAACAUCAUAUGGAAGGCUUCUACUUUGUAUUUGAUUUCGCAAGGUAUCAAUUCAAGAUCUGUCACGUUGCAGAGGUCUCUCAGACUAAAGGACUGAGAAAUCUACAAGCUUUGGCUAGCAACUUUGACAAGUCUGGCAGUUUAUACGUCUACGGAAUGCUCGAGACGGACUUACAAGCCUCAACGAGCAAGCGCUUGAGCCAGAGUGAUACACACUACAUCGUUGAGAGAGACACCGUACUAACAGGAAUCGCCCGCUCAUCAUCAUACAUUGCCUGCUCGCUCACGUUCACAUUGAUGCUCCAACGACGCCGAGGUCCAACGGUGUCUCGAACGGCCCGAGACCAUUACCGGAUUCAGCAAAUCACUUGCGAUGUUUGGGGAAAAUGGUCAAUCGAUGUUGAGCUACAUCAGACCAACAAGAACGCCUCGUCCAACAGUCGACGAUCCACGCUUAGACUGUAA
Molecule: messenger RNA, 1095 nt
Organism: Colletotrichum lupini
Lineage: Eukaryota; Fungi; Ascomycota; Sordariomycetes; Glomerellales; Glomerellaceae
Exons: 14
Coding region: 1-1095 (364 amino acids)
Source: RefSeq, a predicted model, not a curated record